UCGAUCGCCGAUUAUAACAUUAACUAUAUAAAGCGUUGCAAUGACCUAAACCAAACACCAAACAUAGUCUGUUGAUCGUCGCUUAAACAUCAAAUCAUCAUGAAAUUCCUGAUCAUUGCCGUCGCCUUCCUGGCCUGCGCUUUUGCCGAUGUCUCCGAAUUAGCCGAUCCAGGCUAUGAUUACCCCCAGCCUGCUCUGCCCGCUCCCGCUCCUGUUGAGUCCUAUAUUCCCCCAGCUCCACCAGCACCUCCUGCACUCCCAGCUCUCCCAGCCCUGCCUGUGCCAUCCGCACCCAGGAACGAAUACAUUCCUCCCGCACCCGUUGCUGCCCCAGUUGAUGCCUACAUUCCACCCGCCGCCGAGGAGCCCAUCAUCGAGGAGAUCGAGCAGCCUGCUCAGGAUGGUUACCGCUACAAGACUGUGCGUCGUCGUGUCUUCCGUCACCGCAACUAAAUUUGUUACGAAUACUCAUAAAUAGGAAUCGAUUUUUUAUUGUUUUUGUUACCUUUGGACAAAUAUAAAGGAAAAAUGUUAGCCAAAUGUUGUCUUGUAGUCUCUUUGAUAUUAAUCAAAGGAUCUGAAGCAGGCCAAUAUAUCACACAAA
Drosophila sulfurigaster albostrigata is the source of this 604-nucleotide messenger RNA. RefSeq lists its product as uncharacterized. The coding region runs from base 100 to 453 and encodes 117 amino acids. The record is from RefSeq and is a predicted model, not a curated record. The transcript has 2 exons. NCBI's taxonomy places the organism in Eukaryota, Metazoa, Arthropoda, Insecta, Diptera, Drosophilidae.